UUCUGGUCAACAUGUCUUCAGAAUGCUCCUUCAGUAAGGUGUCCUAUGUGAUCUUUUUUGGACUUAUACUAGCAGGUCUUUGGGCUGCUUUCAUUUGGGUGAUGCUGGGCAAACACCCACCAGUGAUUCCACCACCUUCAAGUGCUCCAUCAAUUCCAACACCUACCCACUGCCCCUGCCUUAACAAUGGAAUUUGUCAGAAUGGAGUUUGUUUCUGUACAGAUGAGUGGAAAGGAGAGGUUUGUGAGAUUGCAAACUUCUGUAAUAGUAGCACCAGUGUGUCCCUCACAUUUGACAGGAUACUGAUUGGCUAUUCAGGCUACUCCAAGGAGGAAUGCGAGGAAAACACUGCAAAUGCUGGCAUUCCAAAAGCAACCGGCGUUGUCUUCUUGAAGCUGGAGUUCCCAAAUCAAGUGAACCAGUUCUCAUGGACUGCAAUGAGGCCUAGACAGGCUUGUGGAGCAG
Messenger RNA from Polypterus senegalus (gray bichir), 465 nucleotides. RefSeq names its product adhesion G-protein coupled receptor G7-like. The transcript has 4 exons. The annotation marks the transcript as partial. NCBI's taxonomy places the organism in Eukaryota, Metazoa, Chordata, Cladistia, Polypteriformes, Polypteridae. The record is from RefSeq and is a predicted model, not a curated record.